AUGGACGCUACCGGCAUGCAGGGAGACGACGGCGAAGCCUCUGCCUGCGUGGUCGACAAUCGGUACAUGAUUGUCUUCGGCGGUUGGACGGGUUCAAAGCUGCUGUGCUGCACAUGGGAGUACGACCUUGAGAGAGACAGGUGGAGGAAGGUUGCUGUGCAGGGAACCAUCCCGAGCGGUCGAUAUGGGCACUCGCUCACCUACACGCCCUCAAGGCAGGAGAUCCUCCUCCUCGGUGGACUGGACGCCAACAAAGUAGCUUGCCGAGACAGCCUCUUCGUGCUGAGCGUGAAGACUUGGAAGUGGAGCAUCUUCCGACUUGCGGGAAGAGCUGCAAGGGCAGGUCCAAUAGUCUCCGAACGAGGCUUUCACAGCACGAGCAAGACACAGUGGAACAAAGUCAUCAUCUUCGGCGGAGUUCAAAACCAUCGGAUGGACUUGGAGAGUCUUGGCACUCAAUCCCCGUCGUCGGCUUGUCAGCUCUUUCUCCUGGACUUGGACGAUCACUCAUGUGCUGAGCCCCGCACGAGCGGACAGCCUCCUGCUCCAAGGUACUCGCACUCGGCAACGAAGAUCACCCUUGGAACUUACAACCUGCUCAUCGUCGCGGGAGGCAUCGACAGUCGCUCUCAUGCUCUCCUCACCGAGGUCGACCUCUCUGCCCCUACGACCUCCUCAUCCCCUGCUGCAGGUGUGGGUGUUGGAGCUGGGCAACUCCUGGGGUUGGCACAGGAUACGAGGGACCCAACUGCCAGCGUCAUCUAUGGGCCUCAACCCUCUGCCAGCUGGGAUGACCUCGGACAUGUCGUCCUCGAGAUCGGUGAGCUAAUUGUGACUCUCCUCUCCCUCCUCCUCUCCAAUCCCAGGAUCGAUGUCUCCUCCUCCUCCUCCACCACCUCCUCCUCCUACAACAACAACAACAACAACAACAACAACAACAACAACAACAACAACAACAACAACAACAACAACAACAACAACAACAACAACAACAACAACCACCUCUUGCUCAAAGACCUUCAGUUCCCUGCGGUGGCGGAGAUGCUGCAGCUAAAAAGUCCAGGACUUGCUAACCACACAGCCUGCGCCAUGCCACGUUCUUUUCUCUUUGUCUUUCUUUCAUCUUCCCCCUCGUUUUUAUUCAUUCAUGGUGUUGACAGCAAGGAGAGCUCGGUCAUGAGCAUUCAACCUGCUUUCCUCCGCCCCCUCCACACCUCAGAGCACCGCAUCUCAACCACGUUGCACUCCUCCUCGUCGAACAAUGUCCUGAAGGCCCACUCCUCCGCCAUGAAUGCGAGGACAGAAUCGUAUGCGCAGAGUUUCAUGAGGAGAGCGAAACUCGGAGAGGACCUGCAGAAGCACGUUGGAUUCGUUGAGACGAAGGAGUCCAACAAGAUGAAGAGGCUGCAGACGUUAGAAGCGCUAGCGAGAGAUGACUUCCUCUUCGACAAGAACGACCGAGUCCUCCUAGCCAAGAGCCUGCAAGAGGACGGAGAGAGGGAGGUCAAAGAGAAGCCUUCACACCGUUGGAGAAUGAGAGAACCUUCAAACCUCUCUAGCAACUCGCUGAUGCCCAAACUCACCGUCUGCAACGACGAAUGGAUCGCCUGUACGCAAGAGCCGCUGGGCGAGGCUCCGGAGAAGAGGCAGGGACAUUCAGCUUGUGCUGUUGGCAACCAGCACAUUAUCAUCUUUGGCGGUAUGAACGAUCGAAACAGACCGAUGGACGACAUUCACAUCCUUGAUCUUGAUUAUGCCGGAGAUGUUCAGUUCUUCGACGACCUCAGAGGGUCUGUCCUUAUUCCGGAGGAAGAUGAUUCCGAAAUCAGCGACGAAGACUUGACUCCCAUCGAGAAGAAUGACAUCAGCAAUAUUUCCAGGAUCACCUAG
This is a messenger RNA of Guillardia theta CCMP2712, 1890 nucleotides long. RefSeq lists its product as hypothetical. Gene Ontology annotation, molecular function: protein binding. Bases 1 to 1890 code for a protein of 629 amino acids. The record is from RefSeq and is a predicted model, not a curated record. NCBI's taxonomy places the organism in Eukaryota, Cryptophyceae, Pyrenomonadales, Geminigeraceae. The transcript has 19 exons.